Messenger RNA from Juglans microcarpa x Juglans regia, 582 nucleotides. Its product is annotated as protein FAR-RED IMPAIRED RESPONSE 1-like. Bases 1 to 582 code for a protein of 193 amino acids. NCBI's taxonomy places the organism in Eukaryota, Viridiplantae, Streptophyta, Magnoliopsida, Fagales, Juglandaceae. The record is from RefSeq and is a predicted model, not a curated record. The transcript has a single exon.
AUGACUACAAGCUCCACUACGAGUGGAAGAGUUGAUAUAGAUAAACCACCUGAAUGUAGAGAAACUGAUAUUCCAUGUACCUCUGAAAGAGUUGAAGAAAGCAAAGAAGAUAUACCAAAUUCACAAGAAACUGAGGAUGGCAUUGCCGGGACACUGCAGUUAGAGGAUGAAGUUGGUGGUGAUAUGAUUGAAGAGCCAAGGUCGGGUAUGGAGUUUAAUUCUUUUGAAGAAUUAAUGGUUUAUUAUAAGCAGUAUGGUAAGAAAAGCGGGUUUGGGGUAAUGAUAAAAAGGACUGAUAAGGGGGAUGAUGGGACUGUCCGAUAUGUCACCCUUGGUUGUGUCCUUGGUGGGAAGGCCCGAAAUAGGACAUUGAAUGUUGCCAGACCACAUCCAACAGGAAAGACAGAAUGUAAGGCAAAGAUUAAUGCCUUAAAAGUUGAUGGAAAGUUCUGGUUGACAACAGUGAAUAAUAUCGAUAACCAUGGCCUUAGUCUAAAUAAAUCUCGCUUCUUUCGAUGUAAUAGAGAAAUGAGUGACUCCGUAAAAAGAGUCCUAGAUAUAAACGAUAUGGCUGGCAUCUGA